Molecule: messenger RNA, 1246 nt
Organism: Elgaria multicarinata webbii
Lineage: Eukaryota; Metazoa; Chordata; Lepidosauria; Squamata; Anguidae
Gene: FAM187B
Product: family with sequence similarity 187 member B
Exons: 2
Coding region: 1-1179 (392 amino acids)
Source: RefSeq, a predicted model, not a curated record
AUGUCCUGUUGGGUAAUCUCUCUCUCUCUGUUCCUGGGUCUGACCUUGGCUGUUCCUGAAGGUAAACUGUAUGAGGGCCACUCCGUUGGGCCAUCAUGUCUUCCAGGCCACCCUUGCACACUUGCUUUUAUCUCUGACAACCCGGUGAUCCUGCGUUGCGCUCAUGCCUACGUCAGAGUCUACAUCACUUGGCAAUACCUUGAUCCAGUCUGGACGAAAGAGCAGCCUGUCACCUUUUUGCACUCAGGCGGGCCCUUCUGGCCUUUGCUAAGCCAUGCCAAGUUGCGAAGGCUACGGUUUAAAUCUCGACUAGUCGCUGGCAACUUGUAUAUCCCAAGCCCCAGCGUGGAGGACUCUGGGUUGUACACCUGCCGUGCAGGUGAUGCCACAAUUGCCUAUUACCUUGUGGAUUUUCAGGAUGCUGGGAACAUCCAUGUCUCUCACGCUAGCCUUGGGGAGGCCACCUUGGGUAACACCACGGCAGAGCUAGAAAACGGAGAAGAGGUCAACCUUUUCACUGCCUGGAGUCCUUGGCAGGCUUGCGAUCGCUGUGGCCACUCUGGAGAAAGAAAACAGGUGGGGUUUUGUUAUGCCCAGGUGACUGGGAAGGAUCACAAGGCAGAAGAGCCUCUGCCCUGUGGAAUGGUCAGGAAGAAGCACCCGGCGUUGCCACAACGGGGGCCGGAGCUGAGAGUGGAAACCUGCCAAGUGCCCUGCAACAUGUCUUACUCAUUGGCUGAGAAUGAGCCUAAUACAGUGCCACUUCUUGUUUUUACCACCUACCAUCCCCAGCUCAAGACUGUUGCCCACCUGCGUUGCCCAACCUCUUCCAUUUACAGCCCUGUCUACUGGCAAGAAGGCCCCACGACACUGACCCGCCUCGAACUUCUCCAAAAGAACAGCUCCCAGAGCCUGGACAAAGCCACAGGGGGUGGGAUCCUACGCCUCUCCUUCCACAACGACUCACACAGCGAAUUCUUCCAGUGUUACGUUAAUGGGCAUCUAGUGGGCAAGUUUCUGGUGGCCUCCCCCGGCGCCAUGCCACGUUCUGGGGAGCUGGCCCACACCUACUCUGUCAUCGAAGCGCUGGUAGUGGGUCUCUCCAUUUUCCUUGUCUUCCUGAUGUUCCUCAGCAUCAUCCAGUCCUGCAGGAGGAAACCGGGAACCACCAUGGUCUAAGAAGAUGUGCGUGAAGCUUCAUGGACAUCCCCGGAAUGGGGACGCGGAGUGCUGACUAAUAAAGGUA